AUGUGUUACUUCAAAAAAAAAAGGCACGCGCAAAAAAAAAAAGAACCUGCUACAUUGCUGGCAGAACCUCUGCCGGAUUCCGGCGACGACCACCGCCUGAGCCUUGGCGUGGUGCUCACAAACCCUGUGCCGCCGGUGGUAGGUCUUGGCUUCGCUCAGAUCCACGUGGCACCUCUCCACCUGACAGUUCUUCAUCGAGCUCCCGCCGCCCCUCUUGGCGGCGGCGGCCGCCCUCUUCCUCCCGCCUCCGUCGGCCCCCAUGAUAUCGUGCUCGAUUUCUUCUUGUUCUCCGGCACUAAUCGUAGAGAAAAAGAGAGAGAGAGAGAGAAUUUUGAGAGGAAAGGUGGAGAGGGAUAUAACAAAUAA
Messenger RNA from Striga asiatica, 366 nucleotides. The record is from the annotation of a GenBank genome assembly. Lineage: Eukaryota; Viridiplantae; Streptophyta; Magnoliopsida; Lamiales; Orobanchaceae.